AUGUCCGGACCAGGCGUUGGCUACGAGUACCCUUCACAAGCCGUAUCAUGGCUGAAACGCGAUGUGCUCCUGUUCGCAGUCAGCAUCGGCUGCACGGUUGACGAGCUACACUUUAUCUAUGAACUUCACCCCAACUUUGCCGUCUUCCCAACCUACUCGAUCAUUUUGCCGUUCAAAAAGACAACUCAGGAAGUAAUAGAUUUUUACGCGGCACAAGAAUCGAACCCAAUCCCAGGCAUCCCGAAACUCGACUCGAGGCGAGUCGUAGACGGCCAACGGCUGAUCCAAUUCCUCAAACCGCUCCCCACCACGUCCGAAGGACGCAACUUUGAACUCCGCUCCAAGGUCCUCGGGGUGUAUGACAAGGGCAAACCCGGCACGGUGGUCGAAACCGAGCAGACCAUCGUCGACAAGGACACGGGCGAAGUAUACACACGGGCCAUCGGGUCGGGAUUCUUCGUCGGCCAGGGAGGAUGGGGAGGUCCCAAGGGUCCCGCGACGGUCAACUACCCUCCCCCAAAGGGCAGGGAGGGGAGCCCAGACAAGGUGUCCGAGACUCAGCUGACGGCCGAGAGUCCGCAUUUGUACAGGUUGAAUGGUGAUUAUAACCCUCUCCACGCGACCCCGGAGCCAGGGCAGAAGAUGGGCUUCGGCGGAGCAAUCAUGCACGGCCUCUUCAGCUGGAACAGCGCGGCGCACGCGCUUCUCAAGGAACUCGGCGGCAGUGACCCAGCGAAUAUCAAGGAAUACCAGGCCCGGUUCGCGGCGCCCGUCAAGCCGGGCCAGAAACUCGUCACCAAGAUCUGGAGGACGGGCGAUGUCAAAGAAGGGGGAUGGGAAGAGAUCCGCUUCGUUACAGAAGUCGAUGGCAAGGUCGUGCUGAGCAACGGACGAGCAUUGAUGAAGUGUGUUGUUGACGGUGGUGGUGCUAAGAACACAACACGAGAGCCACCCCCCAUGUUUCUCACCAUGUUCCUCACGGUCUGA
Molecule: messenger RNA, 987 nt
Organism: Exophiala spinifera
Lineage: Eukaryota; Fungi; Ascomycota; Eurotiomycetes; Chaetothyriales; Herpotrichiellaceae
Exons: 5
Coding region: 1-987 (328 amino acids)
Cellular component (GO): peroxisome
Source: RefSeq, a predicted model, not a curated record